UCUUCACGAACUGCCGAAAAGGGGGCGGCGGUGUGGAAAAUGGGAAGGAAAACAGACUGUGUGAUAAAAAACACACAAAACGGGCACAUGACAACGUAUUGUAUCUUUAUCUUCGGCCAAAAGGGGGUUUGGUCUUCGAUCGGUGAGCUGAUAACAAUCAGGUACCUCAUGUAUGUAUCGGCAGUACUUCCUCCGCUUAUCUAACCGCCUCUCCUCGUGUAUUUUCCCUAUGCUUGCGUAUUUAUAGCCGGAAUUUGUUUACAACGAUCCCAAAGUCCGAUCGUCAGCCGGCUGACUCUUUGAAAGAAAUGCCGCCCACACAGCCGAAAAAGAGAAAUAGGAGACAUGCAAAUGAUGACAUUGGCGGCUACUAUCACAGUGCCUCGGGCACUCCGGACAACACGGUGCGAGGUCGCUACGGUUCGCGGAGUCCGGCCAGCGGACAGAUCGAGGAGACCGUCUACACCGCCGGACCACGUGGAUUCCGAGCGAACGGUCCGAAGAUCCAUCGCAAAAUGGACCUGGCCCAGUAUCCGGUUCUGCCGCGGGGAAGUCCCGACGAUCCGCUCGCCGAUCCCUUCGACGAUCCCUCCUACAGCUUCAGCUUCCGCACUCCGGAUCAGUCGCGCAGCGAGGAGAACGAUUCGGGUAACAGGAUAAGGGGACUCUACUCCUACCUGGACGACGUGGGCGAGCGGCACAGUGUGCGCUAUGCAGCUGGCGCCGGAACCGGAUUCGAGAUCUCCAACGCAGUGCCGGACAAUCCCUCCUCGGUGGCCUACUCCAGUCCUCUCUACAAGUCGCAUCCCAAGACGCGUGGCAAGAUGACCGUUCAGAGAGGACCAGCGGGAAGCUACAAGCUGAUUGCCUCCGGUCCGGAUCAUCGAAGAGCAGAGAGUCGUGCUCCCGAUGGCCUGGUUCGCGGCACCUACUCCUUCCUGGACGACAAGGGCGUGCAGCGAACAGUGGAGUACAUUGCGGGAGCGGGAAUCGGCUACCGGGUGGUGCACAACCGCAUUGGUCCUGGCACCCACAUCAAUCCCUCCGUGGCUGACUUCCGCCUGGCGGAUACGGACUUCCGACUGGCCAAUGAUUUUGGAAGGGGUGCGGGAGGUGGAUUGGGUCCCAAGGGAGGAGGAGGUGGCCCUUCCGGUUCAGGAGGAGCUUCGGGAUCAGGUGGAUCAGGUGCUGGAGGAGCUGGCAGGGGAGGUGGUGCUGGCAGAGGUCGCCCUUCUGGUAGACCAGGUGGCAAGGAAUACCUGAAGCCAGCCGAUGGGGCAAGGGACAGGAAUCAAGGUGAGGAUGAAGCUGGAACAGCGGAUGAUGAUCUCGGAUCGAGUGAUGACAAUCAGGGGGAUGACAUUGGUUUGAGCAGCAGUUCCUCGGGAUCAACAAAUUUUAAGGGUAAAGAAGAUCGAAGGGGUUUCCCAGCGGGAAGUUCCCAAAGGGGAAGCACAAGAUACGACGGUAGCAACUCUCAAAGAGGAGGAGGAGCAGGAGGAGGCGGAGGAGGAGGAGGAGGAGGCGGAGGAGGUGGUGGUGGUUCCUCUGGUAUUAAUUCAAGUGGAUCCCGAAACAGAAACCGAUUUGGUUCUAAUAGCGGGGGAAGUGCCUCCUCUGAAAGGGGAACCAAUAAUGGAGGAGGAACUCGUCGAGGAGGUGCAUCCUCCGGCGAAGGAGACUCCGGGUUGGGUUACCUCCCUCCCACCGGAGGAGGAGGAUCGGGCACCAGUGCCAUCAGCGGACCCGGGGACAACUACCACCUCAACGACGAGGACGUCGGGAGCUCCCUGCCGCCGCUGGUCACCGCCAACCACCGCAUCCUGGAGAUCGACCGGGAUCGGGAGUGGGUGCAGCGCCACCGCGACUCCACCGUGAUCAAGAACGUGGGCAAGUGGUAUGUGGGUCUCCCACCUGGCCAGAGUGUUCGUGCCCACGUCCAGAACAUCGACAUCAUUCCCCUGGGCGGAAGGGUGGGUCUCUCCCCAUCGGAAGCUCUUCGGCAGGACGAGAUCGCCGAGCUGAAUGCCUCCAGGGAGCACUAACCGGAUGACUUCCUCACCCCUUCCAUUCCAUCGGAUAUGUAGUUCGUAAUGUUUUAGGGUUAAAUAAUCAGUGUUAAGUAACCGAAACUGGGUUGACUCCUCCACAUGGAAACUGUAACAGUAUUUGAAGCGGAAUACAUUUUAUGUCUGCAUCUGUAUCUUUAA
Molecule: messenger RNA, 2210 nt
Organism: Drosophila ficusphila
Lineage: Eukaryota; Metazoa; Arthropoda; Insecta; Diptera; Drosophilidae
Gene: Cpr73D
Product: fibroin heavy chain
Exons: 4
Coding region: 309-2045 (578 amino acids)
Cellular component (GO): chitin-based extracellular matrix
Molecular function (GO): structural constituent of chitin-based larval cuticle
Source: RefSeq, a predicted model, not a curated record